This is a messenger RNA of Epinephelus fuscoguttatus (brown-marbled grouper), 3419 nucleotides long. RefSeq names its product oocyte zinc finger protein XlCOF22-like. Lineage: Eukaryota; Metazoa; Chordata; Actinopteri; Perciformes; Serranidae. The transcript is spliced from 2 exons. The record is from RefSeq and is a predicted model, not a curated record. Gene Ontology annotation, molecular function: RNA polymerase II cis-regulatory region sequence-specific DNA binding; DNA-binding transcription activator activity, RNA polymerase II-specific. Gene Ontology annotation, cellular component: nucleus. Gene Ontology annotation, biological process: regulation of transcription by RNA polymerase II. The coding region runs from base 474 to 2294 and encodes 606 amino acids.
GGUGAGAGAGGCAGGACGAGACGGAAUUUGGAAGGGAUACAGGGAACCAAGGGAGAUAAGGUGUGGGGAAUGCAGAGGGGAGUAAUAGAUUUCUUAGUUAGUACUGGUUUGUUUCAUAGAAUAUAGCUGCUGACUGUUUUGUUUGUUUAUUUAUUGUUACUACUGGUUGGAUUUGUUUAUUUAUUUAGGUAGGCCUAUUUAUUCUCAUAUGAUAUGAUAUAAUGUAAAACUAGAUCCUGUUCUACAUACUCCGGUACAGUAGGUGGCGGUAUGCACCUUUUAAGUUUAAAGUUGAAAGAAGAAGGAAAAAAACGCGCAUCGGGGAAACACUUCCUGGAUUAAGAUCCUCCUUGCUCGGCUUGGAAGCAUCGGCACAGCAGGCAACAUCACGAGCUCAAACGCCUCGAGACUUGGAUAAACAGCACACUUGGAAGAGUUCGUAUUUAAAUGCUCACUGCUUUUAAAGUGUGAACAUGUCUAAAGUCCAAAUGCUGAGAUCGUUUGUGAAGCAGCGACUAACUGCGGCUGCUGAAGAGAUAUUUGGGCUGUUUGAAAGAACGAUAGCAGAGUACGAGGAGGAACUUUGUCGAUCAAAAGAGGAGAACGAGCGACAACGGAAACUACUGGACGCUGUUUUCAACCCUCAGCUUCGGUUACACAGAGCAGACGUCCAGCAGCUGUCGGUGGUUAAAGAAGAGGUUCCCCCUGAGCAGCAGGAGUGGAGCUCCAGUGUGGACCAGGAGGACCCAGAGCCUCCACACAUUAAAGAGGACCAGGAGGACCCAGAACCCCCACACAUUAAAGAGGACCGGGAGGACCCAGAGCCUCCACACAUUAAAGAGGACCGGGAGGACCCAGAGCCUCCACACAUUAAAGAGGACCAGGAGGACCCAGAACCCCCACACAUUAAAGAGGACCAGGAGGACCCAGAGCCUCCACACAUUAAAGAGGACCAGGAGGACCCAGAGCCUCCACACAUUAAAGAGGAACAGGAGUUCACAUUCUCUCCUGUCCCUGUGAAGAGUGAAGAUGAUGAAGAGAAACCUCAGUCCUCACAGCUUCAUCAAAGACACACUGAACAGAUGGAAAUUGGAGCUGAUGGAGAGGACUGUGGAGGACCAGAACCAGCCAGGAACUCAGAUCCAGAUACAUAUUUACAACCUGAGACUGAUGACAGUGAUGAUGAUGAUGAUUGGACAGAGACCAGAGAACCUCAGUCAGGUUUAAAGUCUCUUAGAAAUGAUGAAGACCCUGUUAGUGACUUGGAAUAUAGUGUUGAUGAGAAACCAUUUAGCUGCUCUGAGUGUGGGAAAAAAUAUAGUCACAGUUCAACACUGACGAUUCACAUGAGAUCCCAUACAGGAGAAAAACCAUUUAGCUGCUCUGUGUGUGGGAAAAGAUUUUGUAAAAGUGGAGUUCUGAAGACACACAUGACAACUCACACAGGAGAAAAACCAAUAAGCUGCUCUGAGUGUGGGAAAAGAUUUUCUCAAAAAGGUCAUCUGAAGACACACAUGAGAACUCAUACCGGAGAAAAACCAUUUAGCUGCUCUGAGUGUGGGAAAAGAUUUUCUCAAAACGAUCAUCUGAAGACACACAUGACAACUCACACUGGAGAAAAACCACAUAUCUGCUCUGAGUGUGGGAAAAGAUUUUCUCAAAAAACUCAUCUAAAGACACACAUGAGAACUCACACAGGAGAAAAAACAUUUAGCUCCUCUGAGUGCGGGAAAAGAUUUUCUCAAAACGAUAAUCUGAAGACACACAUGACAACUCACACAGGACAAAAACCAUUUAGCUGCUCUGAGUGUGGGAAAAGAUUUCCUCGAAGUGGAGAUGUGAGGAGACACAUGAGAUUUCAUACAGGAGAAAGACCAUUUAGCUGCUCUGAGUGCGGGAAAAGAUUUUUUCACUCAGGUGCUCUAAAGGCACACAUAAGAACUCAUACAGGAGAAAGACCAUUUAGCUGCUCUGAGUGCGGGAAAAGAUUUUCUCAGUCAGGUGCUCUGAAGGCACACAUGAGAACUCAUACAGGAGAAAGACCAUUUAGUUGCUCUGAGUGUGGGAAAAGAUUUUCUCAUUCAGGUGAUCUGAAGUCACACAUGAGAACUCAUACAGGAGAAAAACCAUUCACCUGCUCUGAGUGUGGGAAAAGAUUUCCUCGCUCAAAUACUCUGAAGAGACACAUGAGAUCUCAUACAGGGGUUUGGAAAGAUAUUUCUGCGCAAAGAAAACUUAGUUGGUCACGUGACAAUCUGUACAGGAGAGAAACCUCUCAGCUGCCAUGUUUGUGACCAGAGAUUCACUUGGCUUCACCAACUCAUAAACCAUCAGUGUGUUGGUUGUCAGUCCUCACAGCCUCAUCAAAGUGAAACUGAGGAGAACAGAGAGGCAGAGCCUCCAGCCAGCAGCUCAGCUGGUCAGAUGGAAACAGAGGCUGAUGGAGAGAACUGUGGAGGACCAGAACCAGCCAGGAACUCAGAUCCAGACACACAUUUGCAACCUGAGACUGAUGACAAGACGGGAGAGUCUUCUGAACCUGAGACUGAUGAUAGUGACAAUGAUUUGAAAGAGACCAGAUAAUCUCAGUCUUGUUUUUGCUGUGAACUUGUAGCUUCCUGUCAGUUGUUAGCAGUUAGCAGAAGGUUAAACUGUGACUGUGACGUCUUUUAGAUGUCAGGAUUUAUUCACUGUAAACUGGUAACAAACUUAGGCCUCUCCAGUUCGUGUAUUUACAGUAUUUGCCAGUCGCUACUGGACGCUGUUUUCAACUCUCAGCUUCGGUUACACAGAGCAGGUUUGUUCAUUAAACAUUACAAGUUCAUGAUUAAUAAUAUAACUGCAGCUUUGUUCAAUGAAUAUUCAGUCUGUCGAUGUUUAAAAGCCACGUUAGCUUCUCUGGUGUUGUUAAUUAUUUCUACUUCUGGCCAUCAUGUUGUUUUUCUUUAGAUAUGUCAUUGGACAAAUGCUCUUUAACAAUUUAGUGGGAUUUCUUAACUCAUAAGGGACACAGGUAACGUGUUUACUUCCUGUAAAUAGAGCAGUCAAUCUGAUGUCCAUAUAUGUAUUUUGUAUUUAUCUGUUUUAACAUCUUAAUUUGACACAAAAAAGCAGUCAUAUCUGUAGCAUGUUUUACUGUUUCAUAAUACGUGUCUCAGGAUUGCACUCACCAGCCACUUAAUUAGGUACACCUUGCUAACACUGGGUAGUGAUGGUGUGAUGAAGCCCCGUGAAUGUAUCGAAUCUUUCCGGCCAUUGCUUCACCAAAAGGCAGAUUACACGAACCCCUGUUUAACAGCUCAUUUGGGAGUACUACACUGAACAAAAAUAUAAACGCAACACUUUUGUUUUUGCUCCCAUUUUUCGUGAGCUGGACUCAAAGAUCUAUAUACACAAAAGACCAUACCCCUCAAAUAUUG